AUUGCACUUCCUUCAAACCGGGUAAACAAAGUUGAAUUUUUGAUAUUUUUUAACGUUUUAGGAGCGUUUCAUUCUCAUAUUCGAAUAUUAAGUCUAAAGAUUAUUUGGAAAAGACUUUACAAUAAUAAGCAAAAAAGUCUUAUGCUCACUACCACUUGAAUUCCUUUAGGUGAACUUUUUUUCAAAAUGAGUUUCUCAGACUCAGACAGUAGUGAAGAAUCUGAUCUGGGAUUACUAAAAAAAGCUUUAGAUGUCACUUUGCCAGAUGAUUUUGACCCAAACUCUGUUCCUCAGUCAGGGGUGGAAUUCUUACAACAUGUGAUAUUUGAAAGGACCCAGUGUAAACAAUGGGUAACUGCCACAAAAGACUUUACCAAAUAUAAUGAGAAGCAAAAUGUUCAUGUACACCAGGGUGUAGAUGUGCCAAAAGCCUUACAGAAGUUUUACCCCACAAAGCAAUGGCAAGACAAAACUAUAAAUGACCUCACACAACUAAAGACUUACAUCAAGAACUCCCAAACUUUUGAACCAACAAAAAUUUUUAUAAGAAGAGGAAAUUUUUUUGAUAGAUUAGAGCAUGGUGUUGCUCCUCCCACAUUAUCAGAAAUUGGUCAAUACUGUCAGUCAGCCAAAGUUAGAAUGUUCUCUUAUAUGACAGAAGUACUGGAAGACUUUGAUCCAUUAAUGGGAAUAAGUGAUAAUCUUGGCACUUGGGCAUAUGGUCUCUUGGCCCUUUUGGAAAAACCACUUACACCAGAUUGUUGUUUCCAGUUAAGAGAGUUUGCCAAAAAAUGUGCCAGCAUUAGAGCCUCCCUUGGUGAAAAUAUCGAUAAUAGAAUAGCAAUUCCUUUAAAUGUGUUUAUUUGCAUUGUGGCAAGGUGUUAUGAUCAGCUAGAUCUAUUGGAUUAGGAUUGUUAAAAAAAUUUAACUUUGUAAGUAUUCUGGACCAAAUUAAUGCCAAUAAAAAUAUAUCUUAAUAUAUAA
This is a messenger RNA of Anthonomus grandis grandis, 984 nucleotides long. Its product is annotated as gem-associated protein 2. Gene Ontology annotation, cellular component: nucleus; SMN complex; spliceosomal complex. The coding region runs from base 187 to 909 and encodes 240 amino acids. Gene Ontology annotation, biological process: spliceosomal complex assembly; spliceosomal snRNP assembly. The record is from RefSeq and is a predicted model, not a curated record. The transcript is spliced from 4 exons. NCBI's taxonomy places the organism in Eukaryota, Metazoa, Arthropoda, Insecta, Coleoptera, Curculionidae.